AUGAUUGAAAUUAGUCAUUCUGUGCCUAACUCUUGCAAUUUGGAUGAUAUAAUUGAGAAAGACAAAUCUUUACCCAAUGAAGAGAUAAAUAUAUCCAAUUAUUUCUUAGAUUCUGAUUUAGAUGAAAAUAAUUUCUCUGAUAAUGAGGGAGAAGCCACGGAAGUGGCUUUGCGAAGCAAAUAUAAUUUCAGCGGAACAUUUUUUGAUGAUGACGACGAUGACGACGAGAGUUAUUAUUAG
Molecule: messenger RNA, 240 nt
Organism: Acaulospora morrowiae
Lineage: Eukaryota; Fungi; Glomeromycota; Glomeromycetes; Diversisporales; Acaulosporaceae
Source: the annotation of a GenBank genome assembly